CCGCCCGGGCCGCAGUCACAAAGCGGGGCCCUCGGGGCGGGGUCGGCCGCCGGGGUGACGCCCGCGGUCACUUCACAAGGCGGAAAUUGUGACCCGCGCCAUAAGGGGGCGCGCGGCGCGCGGCGCGGGGAGAGGGCGCAUGGGGGAGCGGCGGUGCGGGAGCCGAGCGCCAUGGGUUAGGCCCGCGCAGUCCGGCCGCCGCCCCGCCCGCCCCCGCCGCCGCCGCCGCCGCGACCCGCCCCCGCGCCCGCGCCCGCGCCCGCGCGGCCAUGUCGGGCGACAAGCUGCUGAGCGAGCUGGGCUAUAAGCUGGGCCGCACGAUCGGCGAGGGCAGCUACUCCAAGGUGAAGGUGGCCACGUCCAAGAAGUACAAGGGCACGGUGGCCAUCAAGGUGGUGGACCGGCGGCGCGCGCCGCCCGACUUCGUCAACAAGUUCCUGCCGCGCGAGCUGUCGAUCCUGCGCGGCGUGCGGCACCCGCACAUCGUGCACGUGUUCGAGUUCAUCGAGGUGUGCAACGGCAAGCUGUACAUCGUCAUGGAGGCGGCGGCCACCGACCUGCUGCAGGCCGUGCAGCGCAGCGGCCGCCUCCCGGCCGCGCAGGCCCGCGAGCUCUUCGCGCAGAUCGCCGGCGCCGUGCGCUACCUGCACGACCACCACCUGGUGCACCGCGACCUCAAGUGCGAGAACGUGCUGCUGGGCGCCGACGAGCGGCGCGUCAAGCUCACCGACUUCGGCUUCGGCCGCCAGGCGCACGGCUACCCCGACCUCAGCACCACCUACUGCGGCUCGGCGGCCUACGCGUCGCCCGAGGUGCUGCUCGGCAUCCCCUACGACCCCAAGAAGUACGACGUGUGGAGCCUGGGCGUGGUGCUGUACGUCAUGGUCACCGGCUGCAUGCCCUUCGACGACUCGGACAUCGCCGGCCUGCCGCGCCGCCAGAAGCGCGGGGUGCUGUACCCCGACGGGCUGGAGCUGGCCGAGCGCUGCCGGGCGCUCAUCGCCGAGCUGCUGCAGUUCAGCCCGUCCGCGAGGCCGUCGGCCGGACAGGUGGCCCGCAGCGCCUGGCUGCGCGCCGGGGACUCGGGCUAGGCGCCCGGGCGGCCUCUCUGGGGCGCGCCUCCCCGAAGGUCCCCGACACUGCUCCUCCGACCCCCUCGGCGGGGUCCGCGACCCUGGUGGCGGCCAGGGCCGCACCCGCGGGGCGAGCGGCCGGCGCUGAGGAGCCGCCGGGGCUGGGGGCUGGGGGGCUCGGCCCCCCACCUGCAAUAAACUCGCUCUUCCUCGC
Molecule: messenger RNA, 1287 nt
Organism: Erinaceus europaeus (western European hedgehog)
Lineage: Eukaryota; Metazoa; Chordata; Mammalia; Eulipotyphla; Erinaceidae
Gene: TSSK6
Product: testis specific serine kinase 6
Exons: 1
Coding region: 270-1091 (273 amino acids)
Biological process (GO): protein phosphorylation; intracellular signal transduction; microtubule cytoskeleton organization
Cellular component (GO): cytoplasm
Molecular function (GO): tau-protein kinase activity; ATP binding; protein serine/threonine kinase activity
Source: RefSeq, a predicted model, not a curated record